Molecule: messenger RNA, 1542 nt
Organism: Pterocles gutturalis (yellow-throated sandgrouse)
Lineage: Eukaryota; Metazoa; Chordata; Aves; Pterocliformes; Pteroclidae
Gene: POF1B
Product: premature ovarian failure, 1B
Exons: 17
Coding region: 1-1542 (513 amino acids)
Biological process (GO): bicellular tight junction assembly; epithelial cell morphogenesis; actin filament organization
Cellular component (GO): adherens junction; actin filament; bicellular tight junction
Molecular function (GO): actin filament binding
Source: RefSeq, a predicted model, not a curated record
AUGGCCAGAGCCCGUGGGGCGAGGCUCAGCGCAGAGCUGGGAGCUGGGUUGGAGCCCAUGGGGUGUUGCGGAUGUAGGCGCAGGACUGUAUGUUCUAGACCUCUGUGUUGUCUCCUCAGUGUUCUGUCCCGAUACAGAGUUCUGCUGGCGUUGGGCACUAUUCGAAGGAUUAUUAUCGAGAAUCCUGAUCAGGAGCCGUUGUCCCCAUUUCUCAGAGGGGCGAAUUUCUGUCCUGGGAAUAAUGUCAUCUAUGAAAAGACCAUAAGAAAAUACGAGCUAUUAAAUCCCCACCAAGAGAAGCAGUAUCAGUUUUCCCAGUGUCAGAUUCCCCAGCAAGCCGAUCAGUGCCAUGUUGUCCAGCCCUGCCAGCAGCCUGAGCAGCCUCAAGUCACUCACCAGUGCCAGCAGACACAGACCAGUAGCCCUUGUGAAAUAAUUCCAGUCUCUGUGAGCGAUGACUGCAGAGGAAAUACAGUGAGGAGGGUAACCGUUCAAAGGUGUGAACCGGUGAAUUGCUCUCAAGAGAAUAACGACCAGCUGGACUGCCGCUACUUUGGUGAGCUCAUCGCUGAACUGAACCGCAAGACCAAUGACUUGUACAGUUGUUUACUGCAGCAUGUGGAAAAGAUAGGAGGAAGAAAGCUUUUUGAACUAGACAGUGAAGAUAUUGAAGAUUUAAUUCCUAAAGGACUGUCGGAGGUGACAAAGCAGCAGAUCCGCUAUCUCCUGCAGAUGCGAGUGACAUCAGAUAAAUCCUUGAGACUUGUGCUUUCCACUUUCAAGAAUUUACGUGAAGAACUCUGCCAUUUGCAGGACGACCUGGGGAAGUUAGAGACUGACAAUGUCUUACUUAAGAAGGAUUUGGCUUUUAAAGAGUCUCAAGUAAAAGAAUAUGAAACUAUGUUGGCUUCUCUGAGAGAGAAUAAUCGUCAGCAGCAGCAGGGACUCAGGGAGAGCACUGCCAGGUGUCGCACUCUGGAAGAACAACUCCUCUCUCUUCGGCUCACCGAGGGAGAAAAGGAUUGUCAGCUGAAGGAGCUGGAGUAUGGCAAGCGUGCCUUGGAGCAGGAGAUCCAAAACCUUAGACUACAGGUAACAGGGUACUUGACCUGCUCUAGUCCAACACUACAGACUACCACAGAUGAACUCUCCAGCCGUUACGUAGAGAUGAUCAAUAACCUGAGAGAGGACAAAGACCGUGAGAUCCGCAGUCUGAGGGCUCAGUUGUGCCAAUUCCAGCAAGAUAUAUCGAGGAGAGAAGGAAGUAACAGUGACUUGCAGAUCAAGUUGCAUGAACUGACGUCGAUGCUAGACGAGAAAGAUGCUUUAAUUAAACAACAGCAAGAGGACCUCUUCAGAUUGAAGCAUGAGAAAUUAUCAGGCAGCCAGUCCGCUGGUCUAACAACUGUCAUCACUAAGAAGUACAGGAAUCAGUAUCCUAUUCUGGGUCUCCUGUCUGAUGACUACAAGGUUACAUCACCUGUCAAUAAAUCACAAACUAUUGUCAUUGAGAGGACUGGAGAGGUAUGGAAACAGGAAUGA